AUGGGCAUCAGAUUCCAUAUGCAGGUUGGGAACAGUCCACUCACAGCGCAAGCUCCAACUGCAACGACACCGCUGAUUCCAGCAGGACCCCCACCCGACCUGAGACUGAUUCCAGCAGGACCCCCACCCGACCUGAGACUGAUUCCAGCAGGACCCCCAUUUGCCAAGUGGAAACGCGGUUCAGCAGGCUACCGGGAUCUUCCUCCAAAUCGGCCUCAUUUCUACCCUAGAGUCACCAAGGAGACAAAUCGGCCUCAUUUCUACCCUAGAACCAGCAGCAUCUUCCUACACAGCAAGGACUUGAAUGUUAGAAACCUGGAACUGAGGCGUCUGGACAACAGUCAAAGCACUGUCAGUGAGACCGAUGUAUUAGAGGUGAGAUUGCAGGAUGAUGCAGUCUUGGAGCCAAAUAGGUCCUACAGCCUGAUAGCUGAAUUUGAAGGACAGCUGGCCAAUGAUUUGACUGGCUUCUACACAAGUACAUAUGAAGUGAAAAAGAACAAUGACACAAGAUAUGUUGGUGCGACCCAGAUGGCAGCCACCGAAGCCAGACGAGUGUUUCCCUGUUUUGAUGAACCCAACUUGAAGGCUGAGUUCAGACUCACCCUCAUCCACAGACAAGGCACUUCUGCACUGGGCAACUGGCCUAAACAAGGUACUAGUGGCUUUGAGAUUGAAAUCGAUGGAGAGAAGUGGACAGUUACUGAGUUGAGGUCGACAAGGAAAAUGUCGACAUACCUUGUGGCUUUUGUAGUCUUUGAUUUUGACUAUACUGGAGGAAAAGACUUAAAGGUAAAUAUAAAGGUGUGGGCUAGACCUGAAGCCAUAGCUGCUGGUCAUGCAAAAUAUGCUGAGACAGUUACACCAAAAAUCCUGAAUUUCUAUGAAAUGGAAUUUGGGAUAAAUUAUCCUGUCAGUAAACUAGAUCAGAUUGCCCUACCUGAUCUUGUACUGGCUGGGAUGGAAAACUGGGGGCUGAUAACCUACCAUGAGUCAGCUUUGCUUUUUGUAGAAGGAGUCUCCUCCACAUUUGAUAAGGAAUAUAUCGCUACGUUGAUCACUCAUGAGCUUGCUCACCAGUGGUUUGGGAACCUGGUAACUAUGGAAUGGUGGAAGGAUCUGUGGCUGAGUGAAGGGUUUGCCACAUUCAUGUCUUAUCAAGGACUGAACCAUUUAGAGCCUACCUGGAAUGCAGAAGCCCUGUUUGUGGUGGAUUAGGUGCUUCCAAGUGGACGCUCUGGCCGCUG
This is a messenger RNA of Alosa alosa (allis shad), 1247 nucleotides long. Its product is annotated as aminopeptidase N-like. The transcript is spliced from 8 exons. Bases 1 to 1218 code for a protein of 405 amino acids. Gene Ontology annotation, cellular component: cytoplasm. The record is from RefSeq and is a predicted model, not a curated record. Gene Ontology annotation, biological process: proteolysis; peptide catabolic process. Lineage: Eukaryota; Metazoa; Chordata; Actinopteri; Clupeiformes; Clupeidae. Gene Ontology annotation, molecular function: peptide binding; metalloaminopeptidase activity; zinc ion binding.